Halteromyces radiatus is the source of this 1377-nucleotide messenger RNA. RefSeq lists its product as uncharacterized. Lineage: Eukaryota; Fungi; Mucoromycota; Mucoromycetes; Mucorales; Cunninghamellaceae. The record is from RefSeq and is a predicted model, not a curated record. The transcript is spliced from 2 exons. Bases 79 to 1074 code for a protein of 331 amino acids.
UUUUUUUUUUUUAUUGUCCUACUUCUCUCAGCUCAUGCCUUCGAACAUACAAUUACUACUUCUGCAACACCUCAUCGAAUGGUUCCGACACCAACAAGUCGUCUUACUGUUACUCCAGCUACUAAGAUGAGUUACAUGAACAUUAACUCUCGUUCAAGCGACCGUAUCAAACCUGUGAACUGUCGUCGUCCUUCUGUUGGUUUCAAUGAUCGCAUGUCAAGCAUUUAUGAAGAUGACGAUAUUCCUGAACAUCCAAACUUGACUAUGGUUCUCGGUCAAAACAAAAUUACAUUUGAUCAAUUAAUGAAGGAUCAUCCACCCAAAACACCUAUUAUGUUGAUGUCUGAUGAAGAAUCAACUGAAGAUGAACUAGAUGAUUCCUCUCAUGCCUUUACACCCGAUAGUCAACCCUUAUCUCCUGACAACAACCUCAGCUUACGAACUGACGACGAUGACGAUGAUGACGACGACGAUGAAUAUUUCUUAGCAGAUCGUAUCCGAAUGCGACAACUAGCCGAUCCUCACUAUGAUCCUGACUUUGAUUUUACUGAAGGUAUCUAUAUCGACCCUUUACCUUUAUCCAAACAAAACGAUAAUCAAGAAUGGGUUGAACCUGAUUAUGGUCCUCUCGUCAAUAUUGAAAACGUAGCACCCGAUGUAUGGACAAAAGUAUUUGGUCAAACCACUAUUACAAAAACCCCCGCUGGCUAUGUGAACAUUUACCGAAGUGAACCUCCUCGUCCCUCUCCUUUACAAGAAAUUACCGUGGAUCAAAACCGACCUUUAUAUGAAGACAUUGCUGGACAAAGUACACAACAUACAACCAAGAAAAUCCUAGUAAGUGAUCGAAUUGGAGGUAUGCGAAUUAUGCGAUCAUUAUCACCCACUCGUGAUUCCACUCGAAAAGGAAAAGCACCUAUGCCAUCACCACCAUCCAAAACAUCACCAACACCAACAAAAUCAUCAUCAUCAUCAUCAUCAUCUGGUAACAAACUUCAUAAUCGUAGCUACCUUGAUAUGAGCAGUAGCAGAUUCAAGACCUUGGAUGAACAAGCUGAUUUCUUCUUACUAUAGUUAUUAUGCCCCUUCUCACUCCUUAUCAUUUCUAGUUUUACCCCAUUUAGUUACUUCCCAUCUGUUAUAUUUUCGUUGUCUUCCUCCCCCCCGCCCUUGUUUAUAUUUUUUUAUGUCUUUUUUUUUCUUUCUUUACCAAUGUCUUACCAGUGCCAUAUAUAUAUUUUACAUAUAUAUACAUAUACCUUAUUUCUUUAUCAAUUCUUCAAUCGAUCAAAUUUCAAUCAAUAAAAGAAAUUCAAUCCAAAUUCUUUUGACCUUUGAAACAUAUAGUAGAAGGAGAGUGAAAAACUUCCCAUGUGG